GAAGACGCGUCGUUGGGUUUUGGAGGCCGUGAAACAGCCGUUUGAGUUUGGCUGCGGGUGGAGAACGUUUGUCAGGGGCCCGGCCAAGAAGGAGGCCCGCCUGUUACGAUGGUGUCCAUGAGUUUCAAGCGGAACCGCAGUGACCGGUUCUACAGCACCCGGUGCUGCGGCUGUUGCCAUGUCCGCACCGGGACGAUCAUCCUGGGGACCUGGUACAUGGUAGUAAACCUAUUGAUGGCAAUUUUGCUGACUGUGGAAGUGACUCAUCCAAACUCCAUGCCAGCUGUCAACAUUCAGUAUGAAGUCAUCGGUAAUUACUAUUCGUCUGAGAGAAUGGCUGAUAAUGCCUGUGUUCUUUUUGCCGUCUCUGUUCUUAUGUUUAUAAUCAGUUCAAUGCUGGUUUAUGGAGCAAUUUCUUAUCAAGUGGGUUGGCUGAUUCCAUUCUUCUGUUACCGACUUUUUGACUUCGUCCUCAGUUGCCUGGUUGCUAUUAGUUCUCUCACCUAUUUGCCAAGAAUCAAAGAAUAUCUGGAUCAACUACCUGAUUUUCCCUACAAAGAUGACCUCCUGGCCUUGGACUCCAGCUGCCUCCUGUUCAUUGUUCUUGUGUUCUUUGCCUUAUUCAUCAUUUUUAAGGCUUAUCUAAUUAACUGUGUUUGGAACUGCUAUAAAUACAUCAACAACCGAAACGUGCCGGAGAUUGCUGUGUACCCUGCCUUUGAAGCACCUCCUCAGUACGUUUUGCCAACCUAUGAAAUGGCCGUGAAAAUGCCUGAAAAAGAACCACCACCUCCUUACUUACCUGCCUGAAGAAAUUCUGCCUUUGACAAUAAAUCCUAUACCAGCUUUUUGUUUGUUUAUGUUACAGAAUGCUGCAAUUCAGGGCUCUUCAAACUUGUUUGAUAUAAAAUAUGUUGUCUUUUGUUUAAGCAUUUAUUUUCAAACACUAAGGAGCUUUUUGACAUCUGUUAAACGUCUUUUUGUUUUUUUGUUAAGUCUUUUACAUUUUAAUAGUUUUUGAAGACAAUCUAGGUUAAGCAAGAGCAAAGUGCCAUUGUUUGCCUUUAAUUGGGGGGUGGGAAGGGAAAGAGGGUACUUGCCACAUAGUUUCCUUUUUAACUGCACUUUCUUUAUAUAAUCGUUUGCAUUUUGUUACUUGCUACCCUGAGUACUUUCAGGAAGACUGACUUAAAUAUUCGGGGUGAGUAAGUAGUUGGGUAUAAGAUCUGAACUUUUCAUCUGCAGAGGCAAGAAAAAUAUUUGACAUUGUGACUUGACUGUGGAAGAUGAUGGUUGCAUGUUUCUAGUUUGUAUAUGUUUCCAUCUUUGUGAUAAGAUGAUUUAAUAAAUCUCUUUAAAUACUUA
Homo sapiens (human) is the source of this 1365-nucleotide messenger RNA. It is a transcript of the gene LAPTM4A, whose product is annotated as lysosomal protein transmembrane 4 alpha. Lineage: Eukaryota; Metazoa; Chordata; Mammalia; Primates; Hominidae. Gene Ontology annotation, cellular component: endomembrane system; membrane. Bases 109 to 810 code for a protein of 233 amino acids. The record is from RefSeq and is marked reviewed. The transcript has 7 exons.